AUGUCGAUGCCGCUGCCUUUGCCUGGUGCUGCACCUCCUGCAGAAGCUGCCUCUAACCUAUUCGCACAAGAUGAGCAUGGCGCGACUCAGGAAGGUGACGUCUCUUUAUUGAGUGGAGAGCAGCAGCCGCAGAAGAGACGCCGCCGGCCUGCUCUCGCCUGCGAGCAGUGUCGACGACGCAAGAUCAAGUGUGAUCGAAAUAUUCCCUGCAAUAACUGCAUAAAGUCCAAGAUUCCUGCUUGCUCCUAUGCCCCAACACACAUCCCUGCCUCUCGUUCCAAGAAAAAGACCACCCAAGCUACCUCUUCAGACAAUUCGGCGUCUGUAAGGACUAUACUGCCGGCUCCUACUAUCCCUUCCCAAGAGGAGCUCCAUGCAGAAGACCUCUUUGAUUUUACUGGAUAUGGCCAGACUGGGGCCUACAAAUCCUCGGACCCUUCUCCACAGCAUGUGCCGAGCUCCACUGCAGGCUCGACUUCCAGUGCUCCCAGAUCCAAUGUUGAGCAGCUCACCCACAGGGUCCAUCACCUAGAAGAGAAGCUGGCCAAGGUGGUAACUAUAUCUAAUGAAGAUGCAAGCCCGUACAGUUCCUCUCAGCGCGAUAGCGAGUCAUUGCCUUCCAAUGGAACUGUUUCCAAGACCAGAUAUUUUGGUCGCAGCCACUGGAUGAAUGGCACUUACACUCUCCCAUUCGUGCGAGAAAUUCGCGACCGUGUCGAGUCAGGCCAGAGUCAUGGGCUGGUUCAUACCCUCAAAGCAUGCAAGGCCAUGGGGCGUACUAUCAAAGAGCAUCGCCAGCAGCCACUCUCUUCGCUCACGCUAGGCAGACUAAAUAUCAGCCGCGAACUCGCGGACCAGAUGGUCGAUGCCUACUUCCGCACUUUUGAAGGGGUCUUGCGUAUUCUGCACGUACCUACAUUCCGUGCCGACUACGAGAGAUACUGGCAAGUGCCCGAAAUGACCAGUGACUUUUUCGUCAUUCAGUUGCAGCUUGUCCUAGCACUAGGUGCCCCUUUCCUCGAUGAUGUUUUCUCCAUGCGUGCUCAGGCUCAUCAGUGGAUUCACGAGGCCCAACUCUGGCUCAUGUUGCCUCCCGAGAAAGCCAGGAUGACCAUCGCUGGCCUCCAAAUCAUGUGUUUGGUGACACUUUCCCGCCAGGCCUGCUCUGUGGGACAGGACCUUGUGUGGAUAUCUGCCGGAUCACUGGUAAGGAAAGCCAUGCACAUGGGCCUUCAUCGUGACCCUUCACAGCUGGGAGUCAUGACAGUGUACCGGGCAGAGAUGCGGCGCCGGUUGUGGGCCACCGUCCUCGAGCUCAACCUCCAAUGUGCCUUUGAUGCCGGUGGACCUCCCCUCAUCUCCUGGAAGGACCACGACGUGCUCCCUCCCGCAAAUCUCGACGAUGAAGAGCUCACCGACGAAGUCGACGAUCCCGAGCACACCCGCCACCCGCCAGAGACGGUCACCGGGAUGUCACUCCAGCUGCAACUCUACAAGUCUCUUCCCCUCAGGCUCCGCCUCCUCGAGCAUGCCAACGACUUCCGCGCAUCCGAGUCCUACGACGACACGCUGCGUUUCAACUCAGAGGUCACCAAGGCAUGCCGUUCCUUCUCCAGGAACUUCGCAAUGUUCACUAGGAACCAGCAAGUCCAGGCAACGCCCAAGGUCAACAACUUCCAUGCAUCAAUGGCCGAGAUGAUCCUCUACCGGUGCUUCCACACGCUCCACCAGCCUGUGAUUGCCCGCUCGCUCGAGGACCCCAAGUUCUACUUCUCUCGAAAGAUAUACUUCGACGGAGCCCUUAGGAUCAUGCACAUUUGCGGACUCGCCACCCCUGGAGGCAAUGCUACGGGCCCUUCUGCAGCUGAUAAUAGCGACUUUUACCGCAUCAUCGUCAAUGGAACUGGAAUGUUCCGGAACGUCGUGAUACAGUCUUUGCCAGCCAUUGUCCUCGAGACCAUGCACAAGGGAGAGCUGGCCGACCUGAGUUUGGGAUACUUGCCUUCCAUUGGCGGUGACUUCGACCUCUACGCCAUCCUCGAGAGGUUUGUGAACAUGAAUCUCCGGCGAUUGCGGUCAGGAGAGACGAAUGUCAAGGGCUACUGCUUCUCAGCCGUCAGCCUGGAACACGUUCGAGCGCUGGCUAAGGGCAUGGCCCUCGAAGAGCUCGAGAAGAAUCUCACCACGAUGGUGAAUAAGUAUCUGGAGGAGAGCCUGGAGGAGCUGAAGACGGUGGCGCGACGGGAAGGGGUCCCGGUUGACUUCAUGGGCGAGCCUGUUCAGAUGGCGGAGGCGGAGGCCAUGAUGGAGGAUCAGCAGGGUCUGGACUGGAUGGGCGACUGGGCCUGGGACGACGAUAUGGCGGGUGUGUUGUGGGGGUCUCCUCGGCCGUAUCAGGAUAUGCAUCCGCCGGUUUUUGGAUGA
Clonostachys rhizophaga is the source of this 2424-nucleotide messenger RNA. NCBI's taxonomy places the organism in Eukaryota, Fungi, Ascomycota, Sordariomycetes, Hypocreales, Bionectriaceae. The record is from the annotation of a GenBank genome assembly.